This is a messenger RNA of Homalodisca vitripennis (glassy-winged sharpshooter), 435 nucleotides long. RefSeq lists its product as uncharacterized. The record is from RefSeq and is a predicted model, not a curated record. The transcript has a single exon. NCBI's taxonomy places the organism in Eukaryota, Metazoa, Arthropoda, Insecta, Hemiptera, Cicadellidae. The coding region runs from base 1 to 435 and encodes 144 amino acids.
AUGGAGCUUAAUAUAGCCAAGUGUCUUGUCAUCAGCUACACUCGAAGCAACACAGCCAGGCCCUUAGACUACUCUCUAAAUGGAUCCCCUCUUAAGGUAGUGGACAGAGUCAGGGACCUCGGAGUUAUUAUGACACCCUCCCUAAGCCCUUACGAACACAUAAUGCAUGUUACAAAUAAGGCCUCUUCUAUGCUUGGGUUUAUUGCCCGAACCUGCAAAGACUUCAGAUCCCCCUCUACAUUGGCUAUCCUCUAUAAGACUCUUGUGCGUCGUUUGUUGGAGUACUGUUCCGUUGUUUGGUCUCCAUAUCAGGUGGGCCACAUUGUGCUGCUGAACAGAGUGCAGGUGCGUUGCUUAAGACUUCUUGGAGUUAAACUGGGAUAUAAUUAUCUUGCAACCCCCGUCGCUGAGAUUGAGAUGCUAUAUGGAAUGUAA